UCCAAUUUCUUCUCAUGUUUUGUUUCGAGAAUCAAGAGCAAAAGAAUUAUGAAUUAAGAAAUUCUGCAAAAUAUUAAAGAAAAUGUCUCUUAGAAAAAUACUAUUCCUAACGCGUACGGCAUGCUGUAAAGUUGUUAAGCUUCAAACUACAAAUUUCUCAAGACAAAACAUUGUUCUGCUGUCGGCAAGUUCCACAAGAUUCUAUUCAAAUGAACAUUUAGGUGAUAAGAACAAAGAAAGUAAAGAGGGAGAGAAGGUAGACAUCUUGGGCCGAUUCUUCCCGCAGUCGCCUCCCGCCACCAAAGAUGCACAUGAGGUGCAAAAGGAACAGGAGAAGUUUGAGCAGGAGCAGAAGGAAAAGUCACAAGAAAAUGAGAAAAACUGGAGGCGUAUGAAAAUUGGAUUCGCAGCAUUUGGUGGUGCGUUGACUGUGAUGGGUGGUUGCCUUGUCAUCGAGAUGGGUGCCCCGAGACGCGGCGACGACGGUCAGCCAAUCGAAGACGAGUUUUCUCAUUUGCCUCUAGCACUGCAAUAUUUGAGGCGGACGUGGAAAGAACUUACAUUUUAUGAAAAGAUGAUAAAAGAGCCAUCUCGAGAGAAGCUACUGCCGGAUCCCUUGCCUGUACCUUACCAGCCCACAUACACCUUGGUGCUGGAAUUCACAGAUGUCCUGGUCCACCCUGACUGGUCAUAUCAGACUGGAUGGAGAUUUAAAAAGCGUCCGGGCGUAGAUCAAUUCCUGCAAACUGUAGCCAACUCGGACUACGAAGUGGUGAUAUUUACUUCAGAGAACGCGUUUAUGAUUUGGCCGGUGCUGGACAAGUUGGACCCGGAGAACAAACUGAUAUCAUACAGACUGUUCAGGGACUCUACGCAUUUCACCGACGGAGUACACGUUAAGAAUCUGGAGGGAUUGAAUCGUGAUUUGUCCAAGGUAAUAGUCGUCGAUUGGAAUAAACAAGCCACGCAGUACCAGCCCGACAACGCUCUGGUGUUGAACAAAUGGAAGGGGGACGAUGACGACACCGCUUUACUAGACUUAGCUAAUUUAUUACAAACGAUCGCGAUGUCCAACGUGAAGGACGUGCGCGACGUGCUGCGCUACUACAGCCAGUACGACGACCCCAUCGCGGCCUUCCGCGACAACCAGCGCCGCCUCAUGGAGCAGAUGGCCGAGCGCGAGCGAGAGAACAAGACGGACGUGCCGCUCGCUCGCUCUUGGCUUCGCCCCUUCACGCGCCGCUAGAUAGAACUAAAGAAAAACUAGCGCUCGAACGGAUCGCAACGCCAGCUUUUGUACAUACUUGUAUAACUUCACUUGUGGAAUAAAAUGUGAUUGAAAUUC
Molecule: messenger RNA, 1345 nt
Organism: Pararge aegeria (speckled wood butterfly)
Lineage: Eukaryota; Metazoa; Arthropoda; Insecta; Lepidoptera; Nymphalidae
Product: mitochondrial import inner membrane translocase subunit TIM50-C-like
Exons: 8
Coding region: 83-1246 (387 amino acids)
Molecular function (GO): phosphoprotein phosphatase activity
Source: RefSeq, a predicted model, not a curated record